Messenger RNA from Diatraea saccharalis (sugarcane borer), 4002 nucleotides. Lineage: Eukaryota; Metazoa; Arthropoda; Insecta; Lepidoptera; Crambidae. The record is from the annotation of a GenBank genome assembly.
GACUUGACAGUGACAUUGACAGCAAGUUGACUGUUGUUGCUUGGUUGGAAAAUUUGGUUUUUUUUCUCAGAUUUUUAAUGUAACAACGCAACUUAUUUUCAAUACUAAAUGUAUAUAUAAAGCUUUACAUAAAGAUCCAAAAUGAAAAACCGAUUCAACACAUACGAUAUAAUAUGUAUGGUAACAGAAUUACAAAGAUUGAUUGGCAUGCGAGUCAAUCAAGUCUAUGAUAUAGACAAUCGUACCUAUGUGAUAAGGUUGCAGCGUUCUGAGGAGAAAAGCAUUCUUUUAUUGGAAUCUGGAAAUAGGUUCCACACAACUCAAUUUGAAUGGCCCAAAAAUGUAGCACCUUCUGGAUUUACAAUGAAAUUACGUAAACACCUAAAGAAUAAACGUCUUGAAAGGUUAACACAACUGGGUGUGGACCGUAUCGUUGAUAUGCAGUUUGGUUCCGGAGAAGCAGCAUACCAUGUCAUUCUAGAGUUGUAUGACAGAGGCAAUAUUGUAUUAACAGAUCAUGAGUGGACUAUUCUUAAUGUAUUGAGGCCUCAUGUGGAAGGUGACAAAAUAAGGUUUGCUGUUAAAGAAAAAUAUCCACUUGACAGAGCUAAAACAAACUAUGAUGCACCAUCCAGUGACACUUUGAAAAAUAUAUUAUCUAAAAGUAAACCAGGUGACAAUCUGAAGAAAAUUCUCAAUCCUAAUCUAGAAUUUGGUGCGGCUCUAAUAGACCAUGUGCUCUUGGAAAAUGGUCUGACUGGCAAUAUGAAAGUUAGCCCUGACCCCAACAAGGGUUUCUAUUUGGAGAGGGAUCUUGACAAACUGGUCAUAGCUUUGAAGCAAGCAGAAAAGUUGAUGGAUGAUGCUAAAACAGAAGUUUCUAAGGGCUAUAUAAUCCAAAAGAGGGAGGAACGUCCGAACCCUGAUGGUUCAGAGCCCACCUUUCUGCUAACCAAUGUGGAGUUCCACCCCCUAGAGUUGAUGCAGCAUCGUGGCCUUCCUCGCGUCGAGUAUGAAACCUUCGACAGGGCCGUGGAUGAAUUCUUCUCCGCCCUGGAGGGACAGAAGAUCGACAUGAAGACAGUCCAAGUGGAGAGGGAAGCGAUGAAGAAACUGCAGAACGUUCGCAAGGAUCACGAGAAGCGCGUGUCAGAACUGGAGGCGGUGCAGGCGUCGGACAGAGAGCGCGCUGAACUCAUCACCAGGAACCAACAGCUGGUGGACAGCGCGCGCCUCGCCGUGCAGACUGCGCUCGCCAACCAGAUGUCCUGGGAUGACAUUAAGCUGCUAGUUAAAACUGCGCAAGACAACGCGGAUCCCGUAGCGUCCUGUAUAAAGGACCUCAAGCUGGCCACCAAUCACAUCACCCUACUGCUAUCUGAUCCGUACCAACACAGCGAACAAGAAGACGAACUGAAGCCUAUGCUCGUGGACGUAGACCUAUCACUUACAGCGUUCUCCAAUGCCAGGAGGUACUAUGAUCAAAAACGAAACGCAGCCAAAAAACAACAGAAGACGUUAGAGUCAGCCGACAAAGCGUUGAAAAGUGCCGAGCGGAAGACGAAGCAGACGUUGAAGGAAGCGAGCGCCAUCAGCAACAUCACCAAGGCGCGCCGCACGUACUGGUUCGAGAAGUUUCUGUGGUUCAUCUCCUCUGAUAAUUAUCUGGUGAUAGGCGGUCGCGACCAGCAACAGAACGAGUUGCUGGUGAAGCGCUACAUGCGCGGCGCGGACGUGUACGUGCACGCGGAGGUGACGGGCGCCGCCUCCGUGUUGGUCAAGAACCGCAGCGGCGAGCCCGUGCCGCCGCGCACACUUGCAGAGGCGGGCCAGGCGGCGGUCGCAUACAGCGUGUCGUGGGAGGCCAAGGUGGUGACGCGCGCGUGGUGGGUGUGGGCGCAUCAGGUGAGCAAGUCCGCGCCCACCGGCGAGUACCUGCCCACCGGCUCCUUCAUGAUCCGCGGCCGCAAGAACUACCUGCUCACAGACCAUCUCGCCUUCGGGUUCACGUUCAUGUUCCGGCUGGAAGACAGCUGUAUAGAGCGUCACCGCGGCGAGCGCAAGGCCGCGCCCGUCGACGAAUCCGCGUCUGACACCACCUCCGUCCAGGAAGAUGAACAAGAGAUAGUGGUCUCCGAUGGUGAAGAUGAUGCAUCAGACAAAGAAGAUUCCGGAUCAACAAGUGAUCCAAAACUAGAAACCAUCAGUGAAGAAUCCAAAACUGACGCCAAAAGAGAUUUAUCUCCCGACACUGAGAAAACAGAGACUGAAGUUGCUAGAAACGAAGACAAGAGAGGCGUUACGUCGGAGAAAGAGAAGGAAGAAGAUGAAAAAGACAAAGAUGGAUCUAGUAGUGACAGCGAUGAGGACAGUUCAGAAGCUGACUUCCCCGACACUCAUAUAAAGGUGGAUCACGGCACCGGUGAAGUGAUAACGCAAUCUAAAACGAGAACAAUAUCAGAGAUGUCCGACAAGAGUGACGGCACAUCCCUCUCAUUUCCAUCUCUACCAAAGAAAGGCGGCAAAAAACCGCAGCGAAGCAAGGAGCAAAAGCAGACGGAAGCGAAACAGAAGGACAAUGGCAUGAAACGAGGACAGCGCGGGAAGCUGAAGAAGAUGAAGGAGAAGUACCGCGACCAAGACGACGAGGACAAGGAGCUGAUGAUGAAAGUGCUCCAGUCGGCGAAACACGAGAAGGAAACUAAGAAGGCGCAAAAGAAAGCGGCCGCCGCGAAGGCGAACAAACCGAAGGGCCCGCGCGGACAGAAGAUACCCGCGCCCGCGCCGGUACUGCUCGAGGCGGACUCCGACCAGGAACCUGAACCGGACCAGGAGAUGGAGACCACUGCGGGCGAUGCUGACGACGAGUUGUUGAGUCAGCUGACCGGAUGUCCGCUGCCAGAGGACGAGUUACUGUUCGCUGUGCCCGUGUGUGCGCCGUACACAGCCUUACAUAAUUACAAGUACAAAGUGAAGUUGACCCCCGGCACCAGCAAGCGUGGUAAAGCUGCCAAAGCGGCGGUACAAGUGUUCCUCCGCGAACGUUCGGCGACCGCUCGCGAGCGCGACUUACUGAAGGCCGUUCGCGAGGAGAACAUCGCGCGAAACUUCCCAGGAAAAGUUAAGCUUUCUGCGCCACACUUGCACAAACACAAAAAGUAGCCUAACGCAAAGAAAAAUACACUCAACUCGUAAAUAUUAUAAGAAUCAUUUUUCAAUAACGGCACCGAUGGCAUAGCAAUCAUGUUUUUCGCCAUCGAACAAUAAAGUCUGCACUUUAUGUACUUGUCUUAAGAGCGAUAUCUCUGUUAACUUCAGACAUUUAAUUUUUCGCCACGUUUUUGAAUAGUCUGUUUGAUUUCAGUUUAUUCACUGAUUUAUUAUGUAAUAUUAUUACUGUUGUUAUUUAUUAUAGCCGUUUUCGUUGUAAUUAUUACUCUCGUACAAUGCAAGUGUUUUUUUUGUCGUUGAUAAAAUAAUAUAAAAAAAUUAACAACCAAAAAUUUACUAUUUGCACAAAGUACUCAACCUCAAUACGUUUACUACACAUCAUAAAAAGACAAUAAAAAAAUACUUCUUGUGCCUGUUUUUAAGUUGAUAAAUAAUAGUUUUUUUGUUGACUAAAUGCAAUUAUAUAUGUACAGUACAUAAUCACUUUUGUUAAGAAAUUGAGGAAAAUUAGAAUAGAAAUGAUAUUAUUUUGUGACAGUUUCAUAUUGAAAAGUACAAUGCCAGCACCGUUGAACAUGCCAGCAAUUUUUUGUCUACUACUACUCUUCUAAUCAGAAAUCAUGAUGUCUCUUUCUAUUAUUAUAGACACAACAUGGACAGUUUAUAUUAAUAUAUACAAAUAAAAAAUGAGAAAUCUCUUACUAAAAUGUAUAGCAUAAAUCAAAACACCAACAAUGUUAUAAAAGCGUAAUUCAAUUUGAAGUGAUAUUUUUAUUGUUAAGAAUUGUGAAUACUUAUUUGUUCAAUAAAAUAUGAUACUUUUUAAAAUGU